AUGUCGCUGUUGCACCAAAGUUCUAUACGGGAUCAGACCAUCGCCUCCUCCGAGGAAGAUUUCCCUUCACAAGGAGAGCAGAGAAAGCCGCCAAGUUCAGAGAGAGAAAUCCCAAAACUGUCAUCAACUGGGAUCUUCGCUACGCUAGCCGGCUUUUGGGAAGAUUCCGCAAUGGACAACAUCGACGAGGAAUACGACCGGCUAGUUGAACACCUUCACGACCGCGCGAAGAAGGCUGAGUUUUAA
This is a messenger RNA of Necator americanus (New World hookworm), 246 nucleotides long. RefSeq lists its product as uncharacterized. The coding region runs from base 1 to 246 and encodes 81 amino acids. The transcript has a single exon. The record is from RefSeq and is a predicted model, not a curated record. Lineage: Eukaryota; Metazoa; Nematoda; Chromadorea; Rhabditida; Ancylostomatidae.